AUGUCCCGUGCGUCCAUUUCAUAUCCAUCACGACAUGAACAUGACCACUCUCCUCCACCGUUUUUCCCACAAACCUGGUCACAUGGGCACGCUGUUGGGGAAGGGAUUGGAUUAAUGGUUUGUGGCGGCGUCGGCGGCGGCGGUGGUAGAAAAAGUGUUGUUGCUCCAGGUAGUGAUAAUGGAAUCAUUGUUAGACGUGGUGGGAGCAUUGUUGGUGGUGAUGGUAGUGUGAACAUUGUUGGUGCUGAGAACAUUGGUUGUCGGGAUGGAAGUGGGAGCACUGGUGGUUGGAGCAUUGUUGGUGGUGAUGGUGGUGGUGUGAACAUUGUUGGUACUGAGAACAUUGGUUGUCGGGAUGGUAGUUGGGGCACUGGUGGAAGGAGCAUUGUUGGUGGUGAUGGUAGUGUGAACAUUGUUGGUGCUGAGAACAUUGGUUGUCGGGAUGGUAGUAGGAGCACUGGUGGUUGGAACAUUGUUGGUUGUGAUGGCAGCAUUGAUGAUGGUAGUGUGAACAUUGUUGGUGCUGAGAACAUUGGUUGUUGGGAUGGUAGUGGGAGCAUCGGUGAUAGUGGUGUGAGCAUCAGUGAUGGUGGUGUGAGUAUGUUCUGGAGUGAUGGUGGUAGUGUGAGCACUGGUCGUGGUGGGUACACUGGUCGUGGUGGAGUGAGCAUUGUUGGCGGUAUUGAAAACAUUGAUGGUGGUGUGAGCAUUUUCGAUUAUGGUUGA
Molecule: messenger RNA, 726 nt
Organism: Saccoglossus kowalevskii
Lineage: Eukaryota; Metazoa; Hemichordata; Enteropneusta; Harrimaniidae
Product: loricrin-like
Source: RefSeq, a predicted model, not a curated record